This is a messenger RNA of Mus musculus (house mouse), 3112 nucleotides long. It is a transcript of the gene Mns1, whose product is annotated as meiosis-specific nuclear structural protein 1. The transcript has 9 exons. The record is from RefSeq and is marked validated. The coding region runs from base 1689 to 2924 and encodes 411 amino acids. Gene Ontology annotation, cellular component: polymeric cytoskeletal fiber; sperm end piece; nucleus. NCBI's taxonomy places the organism in Eukaryota, Metazoa, Chordata, Mammalia, Rodentia, Muridae. Gene Ontology annotation, molecular function: identical protein binding.
UUGGCUUUUGCUUUUUCCUCAUGUUCUUCUUGUUCUAGCCUAAGUUACCUGUAGUGUCAUGUCUCCUUGGUCCCUCCAGUCUCGCUUUUCCAGCCUGAGAGUUUCUUCCUGACACUGUGGAAAGUGUAGUUUGGUGUCAGCUUUUCUGCCAUGUAAUACGUUACUGAAAAUUUAGCAGCUUGCAGCAACUCAUGUUUGCACACACCUACCGGGGCAGAAACACAGGUGUGCUGAUUCCCCUCCCCGCUGUCUCAUAGGCUGAGCCUCGGCUGGCUGGGGUGUGCUCCCUUCUGAUGAACACACACCCAGCUGACUACGAACCUUUAUGCCCUUUGCAUGGAGGGAGCCAGAGACGGGGAGUGUCCGCUAAGAGUUCGUGUUUUGAAUCCUAUCUUCUUAAAGGUUUUUUUUUAUUUGUAUUUUUAUGUGUAUUUUAUUUUUUAUUUUUAUGGAUUAUUUCCUUUUUAUUGCCAAGUAGUAUUCUGUUGUGUGGAUAUACACAGUAUUCUUGACCCUUCACCUGAUGAGGAAUUUCCAAUACUGGAUAUUAUAAAUAAAUUUGAUGUGGAUAUUUAAAUACAGAUUUUUAAAGAAACAUGUUUCCUUUUUCUGAGACAAGUGCUUAAGAGUGUAUUGUUUGUGUAGUAAUUGUAGGUCAGCCUUUUGACAAACUACUAGGUUGAUUUCCAGAGUGCCUAGCAAUGUAUAGAUGGUGCAGUUUUUCACUAUUUGGUGUCACCAGUAUAUGUGUGUUUGUGUGUGACUCACUCUGUAGACCAGGCUGGCCUUGAACUCAGAGAUUCACCUGUCUCUGUCUCCCAAGCUGGUAUUAAAGGUGUUCACCACUACCUCCUGGCUUUUAACUUGCCUUAAAAAAAAAGAUGUAUUUUUAUUAAUUGUGUGUAGAUUGUGUGAAAGAUAUAUUUUUAUUAAUUAUGUGUAGAUUUUGUCUGCAUGUGGAUAUGUUCAUCUGAACAGGUGCCUCAGGGACUGUGGGUCUCUUGGGUCCGGGUAGUGGGGAGCAUCUGGAACACAUGCUGGGAAGCAGACUCGGGCCAUCCCUCUGCUUCCUAGUCCACACUUCCUGUGGCUAAUAACGUUGAACAGUUUUCAUGUGUUAUUUUUUUGUUUAUAUCUUUACUUCUGAGGUGUCUUAAUGUACAUCCCUGGACUGGAACGCACUAUGAGACGCACUAUGAUGCCAAGCUGUGCGUGGAUGCCUGGUGGCUCUCUUGCCUUGGCCUCCUGGAUUCUGUGCUCUAGGCCUAGACCACCAUGUGCUUCCUAACUCACCAAGGACUGAAGCCUCCAGAUCUUCCCACCAUUUUACAGGAAACAGAAGAGAGGCUAGUCUAGGGAAUUCCUAAGAGAAGAACAAGAAAACGUGGGCUAUCCAAUAGGAAAGUUUUAUGUUAGCUUGACACAAGCUGGUGUCAUUUAGGAAGAGGGAACUCCAACUGAGAAAGUGACCCAGAGUGGUCUGUGGGCAAGCCUGUGCUAUAUUUUCUUGAUCCAUGGUUGAUGUGGGUGGGUCAGUAUCAUCGUGGGCUGGCUGUCCUGAGUUUUAGGGGUAAGCAAGCCGGUGAGCAGCACUCUUCCUUGUCCUCUGCCUCAGCUCCUGCCUCCACGUUCCUGCUGUGACUCGCUUUCAUCAUGGACUAUAACGUGGAACUGCAGAAGCAAACAAGAUGCUGAGGGAUCGACAGCUUGAGCAGGAAGAGAGACUUGCAAACGAACUGGCCAGACUGAAGCACGAGAGUCUGAAGGAUAAGAAGAUGAGGCAGCAAGUGAGAGAGAACAGCAUUGAGCUCAGAGAGUUGGAGCAGAAACUGAAAGCCGCCUACAUGAACAAAGAGAGAGCAGCCCAGAUCGUGGAGAAGGACGCCAUGAAGUAUGAGCAGAUGAAACGUGAUGCGGAGAUAGAAAGGAUCAUGAUGGAGGAGCACGAUAGGCUGCUGAAGGAAGAGAGCGCCAAGCAAGAGCGGCGGAACAAGGAGAGGGCACAGUACUACCUGGACCUGGAGAAGCAGCUGGAAGAUCAAGAGAGGAGGAAGCAGGAGGCAUACGAGCAGCUGCUGAAGGAGAAACUCAUGAUAGACGAAAUUGUCAGGAAGAUCUACGAGGAAGACCAGGUGGAAAGACAGCAAAAAUUAGAAAAAAAGAAUGCAAUUCAGAAGUAUAUUGAAGAAUUCCAGAGGGCACAAGACUUCUGGAGACAAAAGAAGCGUGAGGAGAUGGAGGAAGAGAACCGGAAAAUCAUAGAGUUUGCAAACAUACAGGAGCAAAGAGAAGGCGAGCGGAUGGCCAGAGUUCACGAGAUCGAGGAAAAGAGGGUCCAGCGUCAGAAUUUGCUGAUGAAGCAGCUGGAGGAAACACUGCGGCAGCGGGAUGACCUGGAGCAAGUGCGGCAGGAGCUGUACCAGGAGGAGCAGGCAGAGAUCAUCAAACUGAAAGUGAAAGAAGAAGCAGAGCUGAGACUGAGGAGGCAGAGGGAGAUGAAGCAAGACUUUGAAGACCAAAUGGCACUGAAGGAACUCAUACUGCAGGCUGCAAAAGAGGAGGAAGAGACCUUUAAGAAAGCCAUGCUGGCCAAGUUUGCCGAAGAUGACCGCAUUGAGCUCAUGAAUGCCCAGAAACAGCGAAUGAAGCAGCUGGAGCACAAACGCGCCGUGGAGAAACUCAUUGAAGAACGCCGGAGCCAGUUCCUCGCAGACAAACAACGUGAGCUGGAGGAAUUGCAACUACAGCAAAGGCGGCAGGGCUGCAUCAAUGAGAUUAUUGAAGAAGAGAGGCUGAGACUCCUCAAAGAACAUGCUGCAAAGUUACUAGGCUAUCUCCCCAAAGGAGUGUUUAAAAGAGAAGACGAUGUUGACAUGCUUGGUGAAGAGUUCAGGAAGGCCUAUCAGAAAAGGGAUGGAGUCUGAAGCCGAGUCUUCAUAGCAAGGCCGGGCGAGACCUGGAGUGCUCAGAUGCUGCCACUAGAUGUCAGCGUAACUGCUGUUUUACAGUUGGUGACAGUAGGCCCUGGUCUAUCUGCAUGUUCUAAAACAUCCUCCUAUUUCAUCAUGUAUACAGUUUGACAAAAAUUAAACACAUUAGUACUUUAACUGCA